Molecule: messenger RNA, 972 nt
Organism: Triticum urartu
Lineage: Eukaryota; Viridiplantae; Streptophyta; Magnoliopsida; Poales; Poaceae
Product: esterase PIR7B
Biological process (GO): salicylic acid metabolic process; jasmonic acid metabolic process
Molecular function (GO): methyl salicylate esterase activity; methyl indole-3-acetate esterase activity; methyl jasmonate esterase activity
Source: RefSeq, a predicted model, not a curated record
UCCAACACAAAACCAAACAGGUUUUACGCUACGCAAGAAAUGGAGAGCACCCAGAGCAACAGUGUGAGGAGCCAUUUCAUCCUGGUGCACGGCCUCUGCCAUGGGGCUUGGUGCUGGUACAAGGUGGUCGCGGCGCUCGAGGCCGCGGGGCACCGCGUCACGGCGAUCGACCUCGCCGCUUCGGGUACCCACCCGGCGCGCGUUGACGAGGUGCACUCGUUCGAGGAGUACUCGCGGCCGCUGCUCGACGUGGUGGCCGCGGCGCCGGCGGGUGACGGCGAGAGGCUGAUUCUGGUCGGGCACAGCCACGGCGGCCUCAGCUUGGCGCUAGCCAUGGAGAGGUUCCCCGGCAAGAUCGCCGCCGCCGUGUUCGCGGCCGCCGCGAUGCCGAGCGUCGGGAAGCACAUGGGCGUCACCACCGAGGAGUUCAUGCGAAGAACAUCAUCGAAGGGACUACUCAUGGACUGCGAGAUGCUGCCAAUCAAUAACAACGAAGGUGCAGGAGUUGCAAUCAUAAUGGGCCCAGACUUCUUAGCACGCAAGUAUUACCAGCAAAGUCCACCUGAGGAUUUGGCCCUGGCAAAAAUGUUGGUGAGGCCGGGAAACCAGUUCAUGAAGGAUCCAGUGAUGAAGGAUACAAGCCUGCUCACCGAUGACAACUACGGGUCGGUGAAGAAGAUAUACGUGGUAGCCAAGGCUGAUGGCUCCAGCACCGAGGAGAUGCAGCGUUGGAUGGUGAUGUUGAGCCCUGGCACGGAGGUCGAGGAGAUCGCCGGAGCUGACCAUGCCAUCAUGAGCUCUAGGCCUACGGAGCUCUGUGAUGCUCUGGUCAAGAUCGCCAACAGCUUAAAUACUUGCUAAAGUGUACGAUAUAUAUCCCUGGAAAUCAAUGUAUGCGUGUACACCAUUUUCAUCUAAAAAUAAAUAUGUUCAGUGAUACUAUUAAAUCAAUGAAAACGAUGUUAAGUAGUA